AUGUCGAAAAUGCAAUCAUCCUAUGCAGCUUUCCGUUCGUUACAUUCGGGCAGAUCGCAUAAGUUACCGAUGAAGGCACAACAAUUUUGGACACCGUGUGUUUACUCAUGCACAUUCCGGGCCAAGAUCCGAAGUAAAUUCGGGUUACCAGAUGCUCCAGCUCCAGAUUGGAUAACCCAUUGUUUCUGUGAGUAUUGUGCACUUUGCCAAGAAUAUCGUGAGCUCAAGAACCGUGGCCUUGAUCCUUCCAUUGGUAAAUUGUCAACCGUCUAUGAGUUUCAGUCCCAAAUAAUCUAUCAAUCAACACUGUUAAGCUGUUACAAACGUAUACACAAGGAAUUAACCGGAGAGGAUUACAUCAGCGACUACGACGGAGAUGACAGUCUUUCAACCUUUGAUUCCUCCGAUGAAGACAAAGGCUCAUAG
This is a messenger RNA of Brassica rapa (field mustard), 426 nucleotides long. RefSeq names its product cell number regulator 13-like. NCBI's taxonomy places the organism in Eukaryota, Viridiplantae, Streptophyta, Magnoliopsida, Brassicales, Brassicaceae. The record is from RefSeq and is a predicted model, not a curated record.